This is a messenger RNA of Suillus bovinus, 330 nucleotides long. RefSeq lists its product as uncharacterized. Bases 1 to 330 code for a protein of 109 amino acids. The transcript is spliced from 2 exons. Lineage: Eukaryota; Fungi; Basidiomycota; Agaricomycetes; Boletales; Suillaceae. The record is from RefSeq and is a predicted model, not a curated record.
AUGCUUGUGCCACUCCGCCACCCGCCACCAUUCUCAUUGUUGAAGAAAGGCAUCAAAUGGACGGUGCUGGCAUCCUUUGAUUCGCUCUUCACUAUAUCACAUGUUUUGUCUUCUCCCCUCCUUUGUUCUAGAUCACCCAUGCUACCUCGCGAUUAUCUCUUAUGUCUUGAAGAUGUUUCACAGUCUCCUAUCUAUUUCAUUUCGCUAGAUCCCGAAUCAGUGUACCUUUGCAUAUGCCCAAUACCAGCCUAUACCUCUGAUUUAAGCGGAUCAUCCUUUCCUUUAGGGUCUAUCAAAUUCGAUCGCACAAACGUUGGCAUCUCCUCCUGA